Mycotypha africana is the source of this 3985-nucleotide messenger RNA. RefSeq lists its product as uncharacterized. Gene Ontology annotation, biological process: nuclear-transcribed mRNA catabolic process, nonsense-mediated decay. The transcript has 3 exons. The coding region runs from base 195 to 3665 and encodes 1156 amino acids. Gene Ontology annotation, cellular component: telomerase holoenzyme complex. Gene Ontology annotation, molecular function: protein binding; telomeric repeat DNA binding; telomerase RNA binding. The record is from RefSeq and is a predicted model, not a curated record. Lineage: Eukaryota; Fungi; Mucoromycota; Mucoromycetes; Mucorales; Mycotyphaceae.
UUUCAUUUUCCUUUUCGCUUGUGCAAUCUCGUUUCUUUGACAAUUAUAGUUUGAUCAAGAAUUUUUAUGUUACCUUUUGUAUAAAAAGCACUUAAACGCAGUAGCAAUAUACGUAAAACGCACUUUUUAUCAACAGCUCACGUUUUGAAGACGAGAAGGCUAAGCUUAAUUUAACAAAUUAUGUCUUUGAAGUUAUGGAACUUAACAUGGAAAUUACUACUGAAGCCUCACACUUGAAAGCUCAAAAGACCAAUGUCAACCAUAGCAUUGGUCAAGAGCAGCAACCACAAUCACAGGAACGGCAGGUACGCCGCCAACGUCGUCGUCCACGGCGACAGACACAACAACAGUCGCAACAGCAAAACAGCAGUAAGCCGCAACAACCCGCAAUUGAACAAAACGCUGAAGAUAACAAAGAAAAGAAAAAGAGUAGUGAUAGUAAGAAAAGAGAUCGUCGACGAAGGAAUCGUCGACGUCGACGUCAAGAGAAUGACUGUGGUCAAAAAGCAAAUGAUGAGCAAGCAGCCGUAGAAAAAAACCCUGAUAGCCCUGAGACUGAAGUUCAGCUUGAUUUUAGCUUAUCUGAAUUAUUGAGAGAGGCACAAGCUCUAGAAAAGCAAGUAGGAGAAUUGCAGAUUCAGUUAAAGAUAGAUUAUUCAAAUAUACCUGAUGACAAACAAAAAAGCCGAGUGGUUAACUCUAUUGCAGCAGAACAAAUGUUAGUAACUGAAGAUGAGAUUGCAUAUGUUCGACAAAGCUUAAAAAAGGUUUAUCGUAGAAUGAUCACUAUUGAUCCGCAAUAUGCUAUUCAAGCACGGAUUAACGAAAAACUUUGGCGGAACAUAAUUUACGUCGGUAUUGAGGAACUGCGUCAAAAGAUACGUACACUUGAUCCUAGCAAUUUUUCAUCUAACCAAAAGUUCAACGCAACACUCCAAAGAUUGCAACGGACUUUAUCUGAUCGUAUUGGAAAUGCUUUUGAGUUCUAUCACGAGCUAAACCAAUUCCUCUAUUCUACAUUUCAGAUAAAAGAUACAAAGUUAUUUGGCAUUGAUCUGAUGAGUUUGAGUUAUCAAAAUGAUGAAAGAGAGCAUUUAAAACGGGAGCAGCAACGGCAGAUGCGCGAAGGACGUUUUAGAGGAAGUAAAGAUAAGAUGAAAGGACAAGAAGAGUAUGAUGAGAAAGAGAGAUUAGGCCAAUUUUUACGAUCCAAUCAUGUUCGUAUGGGUGAUCUUGCACGGUAUCAUGCUCAACAAUAUCAACAACAACAACAGCCUAUCGCCAAACAAAAAAGUAAGGAAUAUUGGUCGCUUGCAAGAACUUGUUACCAAAAAGCGAUUGAUGUGUAUCGAAAGGACGGUUGGCCGUAUUCUCAACUUGCGCUUGUUUCCAUUUCCAAUGGUAAUGCUAUGGAUGUUGUUUGGUAUUAUUGUUUGAGCUUGGCAGUUCAAUAUCCUUCCCCUUUAAGUCGACACAAUUUGAAAUCCUUUUAUUCCAGAUUACGAUUCAAUAAGGUGGCAGCUUCAGACAAUAUUGAGUCAUCAAGAUCAACGGAAAACAAUAAAGAAGCUACAGUGACAGAUCAAAUAUCCCUCUUCGUUGAAUCUUUUCUUCAUAUGCAUCGAACAGUGAUGUUUAAUGAUUCAGGUUCAAUUGAAGACUUUCCGAAAAUUUCUGUAGCUUCUCAAUUAGGCCGUAUUCUGUCAAAUAUCAUCUCUUCUUCAACAUCGGCCGCGAAGCAGGAGAAGCAAGAUAUCUUGAGCGGAACAUCAAAUAAUACGGGCGCAUUACUAUCUAUCAUUCGAACAACCUUGACAAGGUGCUUAACUAUUCUUUUAGUCUCUAUCUGGAUUGCUCAAGAACGAGUAAAGGAUCAAUCAAAAUCGAUCCAUCGACCGGUGAUUCAAGCGUCUCAAAUACAUAUGUUCACUUUCUGCUUUCAACUCUUGAUAGGUGUUCUUCAACCUCUUUCUAAACUCUCCGCUAUUAUUAUGGAACAGGAUAACAAUGAGAAGGAAGCUACUGAUUCAGCAAUAGAGCGAAAGAAGAUGUCAUUGAAAUUAAGGAAACUGAGAUCAAAAGUAGAAGAUACAUUAUUGCCUGGGCUUAGUAUUUGGUUUACAUUCAUCCAACAGCAUCUUGCUAUACUUCAACAAUUUAUCACCAGCAGCAGUACGAGCGAUAAUGCGUCGUCUGGUUCGGAGACACUCUCAGCUAGUGAAAUAAGACAUCCGCAUUAUCAUUUGAAAAAGGAGCUAGUUAAGUCAGUGCAAUUACUUCUCGCCUUGAUAAUCCAAAACCCAUCGUUCCCUCAACAAUCGGAUGAACUACAGGAGGAUUAUCCUUCUACUACGUUACCGGUUUCAGAAGAUGUUAUAUUACUUGGGUUAAAACCUUUAGUUUCCUUCCAUCGAACUAUUGACUUUUCCGUUCUUACUGGGUUAUCAGAACAACAACAAUAUAAUCGUGCGCAUGUACGGUGGAGUAGGGUACACGAUGCUGUAAAAAAAAUAGCCAAUGUUUCUUCAUCUUUAGAGAUCAAUAUCCAGUAUACGAACGGUGCCUUUACGAUAUUGAAAGAUGAGCGUGCUGCACGCCAGCAAAAGUUUAUGAAAGCCUUGGCUACUCAGCGUCUGUUAGAACAAGUCUCUUCACUUGAAAAAAAUGUCGACCGCAUGAAGUUAUCCUCUGGCUAUACUGUUACGCGACAAGUGCAUCAACGAAUGGAAGACGCCAACCAAAAAGAACAAGAAGAAAGAAGACCCUUGUCAAAACAGGUCUAUACGUGUGUUGUUGAUGCAACUUGCUUCUUGGAUGCUUUACCUAAAGUGAAACGCUGGGCCCAAUACCACUCACCUUACAUUACGGAGGAAAACGAAAAUACGAUUGUUGAGGUCAUUGUUCCUCUGGAUGUGAUUGAUGUUUUGGACAGACAUAAAAAAGGAACAGCGCAUAUGAAUUUACAAGCGCGUGAAUCCAUCCGUUAUUUAGAUCAAGUCUUGUCUUCAUCUAAGACUCGUAGCUCAAACCAUUUGAGUCUACAGCCUUCUUCUUAUCUUCGAACACAAAAGGUAUCAGAGAAGCUUGAAGAUUGGGGUGCGUCGAAAAAGUUUUGGAUUGGUGAAGACAGUCGGUCCAACAUUGUAGAUGAUUUAUUGCUGUCUACAACCACAGAUGAUGAAGAAGAAGAGGAGCAACAACCGGAAUACGAAACGGAAGACACUGACGAAGAAGGCGAUCAAGCUUCGGAUACAGAAUCAGUAGAAUCUGACAACAGCUUUAUUGUUGGGAGAAGAAGACGGGAAAGUGAUACUGAAGAAGAAGAAGAAGAAGAAGAUAACUCUGAAAACGACUCAGGGUCCGAGAUGGGUACUGUUGAUGAAGAGUACGAUUAUGCAGAAGACUUGGAAGAUGAUGAGGAAGAAGAUAUACUUUACACUUACAAUGAUGUGCCCCUGAAAUAUCGACCCAUUAUCGGUUGCUUACUUUAUUAUUUUAAUCAGCAGCAACAGCAGCAGGAAAUUCCCAAUGCGGAUAAAUUAGUCUUGGUGACAAAUGACGCAGAUCUAGCCUGGUGGGCUGAAUUAUUCGGUAAUCCGAAGACCCGUAAACGUAUUUCUGUCAAAGCAGUAAAUGAAUGGGACAUUUUCGUUAACAAGCUAUAAAUGGAAAGCCUUUACCGAUAACCAACAUUAUUUUCUUCGGUACGUGAUGAGUAUGGGGCUAUAUAAUACGAGAUGAUCGAAAAUCAUGAUCGAAAAACCCGCCCAGUGGUCUUGGUCAAUUGAAUGUUUAGCCAGCAAAGUGAAGAGAAGACAUGCGAAAGAGACGCUUCAAAAAGCAUGAGUUGUAAAACAAAAAAUAAGGAAAAAAUUGUGAUAUAUACACAACACUUCAAUAUAAGUUAGAAUUCUUCCUGUACUAUACGUUCCUAUAUGUAGUGAUCCCUGACACAUUCAAUAAACAUUCAUAUACAAAGAGAAUA